AUGGGCACUCAAGUUGUGGAGACAGGAGCACCGGCCUUUCAGGUUCCUCCUCUUUCGAUUCUUCCUGCCAAGUCCACACAGGAAGGUUUCACACAAGUGCCGACGCCUAUUAUCACCUGCCAGGCGUAUGAGACACGGAAGCGAGUGUGGUGCAAGCAGAAGGCGCCGAAACCUUUAUCUCUCCAAAAGCAGUUACAAAGUUCCCAAGCGCCUGCGAUGAGCGAGCGACGCGAAAGAUAA
This is a messenger RNA of Penicillium soppii, 240 nucleotides long. RefSeq lists its product as uncharacterized. The record is from RefSeq and is a predicted model, not a curated record. The transcript is spliced from 2 exons. Bases 1 to 240 code for a protein of 79 amino acids. Lineage: Eukaryota; Fungi; Ascomycota; Eurotiomycetes; Eurotiales; Aspergillaceae.